AUGGCGACGAACCCUGAAUACUAUGAUUUGCAGAUCAUGGGUAAGACUCCCCAAUACGGGGUCAAUGUCUUCAACGGUGGUCCUGGAUUUUCAACUCAGUCUUCGAAGCAAUUUGAGGUCUACCAAGGGGAUGCGAUUUAUGUGUACAUAAGGAAAACAUUGUCUUGUCUCAUUUUCAAAAACACUCUCUUCUACAAUGGCAAUCGUAAGUCCACGAAUGCACCUUUCCAAAUGAGUCAUGAAACUGGUGAAGUGAUCGAUUGUGUUGACAUUAACAAGCAACCCGCUUUUGAUCAUCCGCUUCGCAAGAAUCACACCAUACAGACGAACCCAAGCUCCAAUCGGAAAGCGAAUGAAGCGGGACAUGUGAGAGGUGCAGUCAGUCAAGUUUGGUGGAAAUACGGUAAAUGCCCUAAAGGAACGGUCCCCAUCAGAAGAGUGCAAAAUGGUACCACUCGUCACGUUAAACGGUGGGCUUCACGCCUGAAGCGGCUCAAUUUGAGCGAGAAUGAAUCCGAUGAUGAUGGUGGUGAACAUAGAUACGCCAUAGGAUUUUUGAGCGGCGGCAAGUACUUGGGAGCUCAAGCAUACCUUAAUUUGUGGAAACCUGAAGUAGUGGACGAUGAAUUCAGUUUGGCUCAAAUUUGGGUCAUAGCAGGCCCUCGUGAGGAAUUGAACACUGUGGAGGCCGGAUGGAUGGUUAACAGACAACGAAGUGAUAGCGGGCUCCCAGAGCUUUUCGUAUUCUAUACGGGUGAUGGCUAUAAGACAGGCUGCUACAAUACAGAAUGCCGUGGAUUCGUACAAAAAUCUGACCAGUUUGCUUUGGGUGCUGCGCUUGAAGAAUUUUCCACCUAUUCUGGAUCUCAAUAUGAAUUAUUAAUAGCCUUGGUUAAGAAUCCGUAUACUGGAUCGUGGUGGCUGCAAAUUGAGGACAUGAGUAUAGGAUAUUGGGAAAAUGAUGUCUUCACUCAUCUAAAUGGCUAUGCCGAUCGAAUUGAGUUUGGCGGAGAGGUAUCCAGGAAACAAAAGGGUCCUAUUCCUACGUCAACGCAAAUGGGGAGCGGCCAUCUCCCUUCUGAAGGCUUUGCAAAGGCGGCCUAUUUCCGCAGUAUUAAAUUCUUCGACGACGGAUUAAAUAUAAGAGACCCGGAGAAUCUCAUGAAGGCUGUGGAUAAAGCCGAAUGCUAUGAUGUCAAACGGGAGUACGACGUCACAUAUGAAGCUCAUUUCUAUUAUGGGGGCCCCGGACUUUCAGCUCAGUGUGCAAGUUAUUGA
Messenger RNA from Eucalyptus grandis, 1278 nucleotides. RefSeq lists its product as uncharacterized. The coding region runs from base 1 to 1278 and encodes 425 amino acids. The record is from RefSeq and is a predicted model, not a curated record. The transcript has 8 exons. Lineage: Eukaryota; Viridiplantae; Streptophyta; Magnoliopsida; Myrtales; Myrtaceae.